AUGGCCCUUUCUGUAGUUGCACCGUUCUACCAAAAUGGCUUGUACGUGAACGCGGUGUGCAAACAGCUCGUUGCUUCACAGCAUAGGUUUCAAGCGCCGCCACAAAUAAUUAUCGUUUCUUAUCACGGAAUUCCGCUUUCCUAUCAAACAAAAGGUGAUCCGUACGGUUUUCAAUGCAAGCAUACAACUGCACUUAUACGGAAGAAUUUAGCCUUGCCAGUAUGUAAUCUGCUGACUACAUUCCAGUCUCGAUUUGGACGCCAGGAAUGGUUAAAGCCUUACACUGAGGACACCGUCAUACAACUUGCCAAACAAGGCGUGAAGCGUAUCAUGGUAGUAGCACCUGGCUUUAUGAGCGACUGCUUGGAGACAAUAGAGGAACUGGAACACGAACUCGCACGCAUUUUCAGGUAUUCCUUCAGAAUGUUUCAAAAUAGUUGA
Gongylonema pulchrum is the source of this 441-nucleotide messenger RNA. NCBI's taxonomy places the organism in Eukaryota, Metazoa, Nematoda, Chromadorea, Rhabditida, Gongylonematidae. The record is from the annotation of a GenBank genome assembly.